AUGGCUUACCACGGCCAAGGAGACGGCUACGGCCACCAGCUACAGGAUCUCCCACCACAACACGGCCAGCACGAAGAUGAUGUGCAAGCUUCCCUUCUCAACCAGAACCAGCCCUACGACCACGACCGCCUAGGCGCCCACACACCGCCAGACCGCCCUAUGUCAGCAUACAGCCUUACCGAGACUUAUGCUCCCGGCGCGGUGCCCGCCCGUGGUCCUGGUGCUCCUGGUGCCAGUCCGGCCCCCGCGCCGGGCGGCUACGGCCCGGACCCGGGUUACUACCAGCAGGGCGCCGACCCCUACCGCAUGUCGACCGUUGAUCCCGAGGAGAGCUGGCUGCGCCGCCAGCAGCCCAAUGUAGCCCCCGGCGGUGGUCUGAAGCGCUAUGCCACCCGUAAGGUCAAGCUCGUGCAAGGCCGUGUCCUGAGUAUCGACUACCCCGUCCCCAGCGCCAUCCGGAACGCCGUCCAGCAAAAGUACCUUGACCCGGAGGGCAACAACGAGGAGUUCUUCAAGAUGCGUUAUACUGCGGCCACCUGCGACCCGAACGACUUCACCCUCAAGAACGGUUACGACUUGCGGCCGCGCAUGUAUAACCGCCACACCGAGCUGCUGAUCGCCAUCACCUACUACAACGAAGACAAGGUGCUGCUUUCACGCACGCUGCACGGUGUCAUGCAGAACAUCCGAGAUAUUGUCAACCUGAAGAAGUCGUCCUUCUGGAACCGCGGUGGCCCGGCCUGGCAGAAGAUCGUCGUGUGCAUGAUCUUUGACGGUCUCGAAAAGGCCGACAAGAACGUGCUCGACGUGCUGGCCACCAUUGGUGUGUACCAGGAUGGUGUCAUCAAGAAGGCCGUCGACGGCCAGGAGACCGUUGCCCACAUCUUCGAGUACACGACGCAGCUGUCGGUCACACCGAACCAUCAGCUCAUCCGCCCGAUCGACGACAGCCCGUCGACGCUGCCGCCUGUGCAAAUGAUUUUCUGCCUGAAGCAGAAGAACAGCAAGAAGAUCAACUCGCACCGCUGGCUGUUCAAUGCCUUUGGUCGCAUCCUCAACCCCGAGGUGUGCAUUCUGCUCGACGCCGGCACUAAGCCCGGCCCGCGCUCGCUGCUCGCCCUGUGGGAGGCCUUCUACAACGACAAGGAUUUGGGCGGUGCUUGUGGUGAAAUCCACGCCAUGCUUGGCAAGGGCGGCAAGAAGCUGCUCAACCCGCUGGUUGCGGUGCAGAACUUCGAGUACAAGAUUUCCAACAUCUUGGACAAGCCUCUGGAGAGCGCCUUCGGUUACGUUAGCGUGUUGCCGGGUGCCUUCUCGGCCUACCGGUUCCGCGCCAUCAUGGGCCGGCCGCUUGAGCAGUACUUCCACGGUGACCACACCCUGUCCAAGAUCCUCGGCAAGAAGGGUAUCGAGGGCAUGAACAUCUUCAAGAAGAACAUGUUCUUGGCCGAGGACCGCAUUCUCUGCUUCGAGCUUGUCGCCAAGGCUGGUCAGAAGUGGCAUCUGAGCUAUGUUAAGGCGGCUAAGGGUGAGACUGAUGUGCCCGAGGGUGCUCCCGAGUUCAUCAGCCAGCGUCGUCGUUGGCUCAACGGUUCGUUCGCCGCCUCGCUCUACUCGCUCAUGCACUUCGGCCGCAUGUACAAGAGCGGCCACAACAUUGUGCGCAUGAUCUUUUUCCACGUCCAGCUCAUCUACAACGUCCUCAACGUCAUCUUCACCUGGUUCUCGCUCGCUUCCUACUGGCUUACUACCUCCGUCAUCAUGGACCUCGUCGGCACGCCUGUUCCCGCUUCAUCCAACUCGGCUGAGCAUCACGGCUGGCCCUUCGGUGACGUCGUCACCCCGUUCUUCAACGCCGUCCUCAAGUAUGUGUACCUGGCUUUUGUGAUCUUACAGUUCAUUCUUGCCCUGGGUAACCGCCCCAAGGGCUCGAAGUGGAGCUACAUUACGUCCUUCAUCGUCUUCGCCAUCAUCCAGGGCUACAUCAUUAUCCUGUCCAUCUACCUGGUCGUGCGCGCCUUCCAAACUCCUAUCGAGGACCAGAUCAACUUGGACAAUGCGGGCGACGCGUUACAGUCGCUAUUUGCGGGCGACGGCGCAGCCGGUGUCAUUCUGCUUGCCCUCAUCACCAUCUACGGCCUCUACUUCCUCGCCUCUUUCCUGUACCUCGACCCGUGGCACAUGUUCCACUCCUUCCCGCACUACAUGCUGCUCAUGUCGACGUACAUCAACAUUCUGAUGGUGUAUGCCUUCAACAACUGGCACGACGUGUCGUGGGGUACGAAGGGUGCCGACAAGAAUGACGCGAUCCCGUCGGUCACGACGACCAAGGGCGAGAAGGAGAAUGAAAAAGUGAUUGAGGAAAUUGAGAAGCCUCAGGAGGAUAUCGACCAGCUGUUUGAGCAGACCGUGCGGAGGGCUUUGGCUCCGUUCAAGGAGGAGGAGAAGCCCGAGUUUAAGGAGCUCGAGGAUGAAUAUAAGAGCUUCCGUACGAUGCUGGUGGUGAGCUGGCUGUUUUCGAAUUGUUUGCUGUCGGUCAUUAUCACGAGCGACAACUUUAAUUCGUUUGGUAUUGGGCAAAACCCGUCGCAACGCACGGCUUGGUUCUUCAAGUUCCUGCUGUUUGCCACGGCCGGCCUUUCGCUCGUCCGCUUCAUUGGUUUCCUGUGGUUCCUGGGCAAGACUGGUAUAAUGUGCUGCUUUGCCCGGCGCUAA
Messenger RNA from Thermochaetoides thermophila DSM 1495, 2715 nucleotides. RefSeq names its product chitin synthase-like protein. The record is from RefSeq and is a predicted model, not a curated record. Gene Ontology annotation, molecular function: chitin synthase activity. The coding region runs from base 1 to 2715 and encodes 904 amino acids. NCBI's taxonomy places the organism in Eukaryota, Fungi, Ascomycota, Sordariomycetes, Sordariales, Chaetomiaceae. Gene Ontology annotation, cellular component: cell periphery; cell septum. The transcript has 3 exons.